Molecule: messenger RNA, 901 nt
Organism: Schistosoma turkestanicum
Lineage: Eukaryota; Metazoa; Platyhelminthes; Trematoda; Strigeidida; Schistosomatidae
Source: the annotation of a GenBank genome assembly
AUUUUAUUCAUGAUAAGAAAUUUAACUGAAUUAACUAUAAUCAGUUUUCGUCAUCACGACGUCCGUGGAUCAAGUUACAGAAAAUGGAUCGUAUCUUUGUAGAAGGAUAUUUAAUUUGAUUUUGUUGAGUUAUAUCAUCGCUUAUUAUCGACUAAAUGCAGCUAGAAAGGAUACAUUAUUUUGUGAUUAGUAACGAAUUUGAAUUUGAAAAUUGCAUGAUGACAAAAUUGCUUUCAGCGAACUUGAUAAUCACAAUUAAUAAUCCACAACGUGACGAUUAUGUGAACGGAAACGAAAUAGAAUUCAAGAACUUCAUGAUCUUAAAGUGAACCGUCAUGAAAUUGUAUUAUUGAAUCCAAAACAAAGUAAAUUCAUCAAUGUGCUUUAGUAACGUUGUAUACAACAACCCUGGAUAACAUAAUGAUGAGUUGGUUUUCCACAAAAGUUUCCGAACACUUGAUACAAAUUUCAAAACGUAUAAUCGUUACUACGGUUGAACAUAACCUUUUUAUAUAACUUUGCUUUCCUUUUAUUUAGCUCCCAAUACCAGACGGAGUGACAUCUUUCACAAUUCAUGGACUUUGGCCUCAAAUUUAUCCAGACAUAACUCCGAAUUGCACACCGACCGUAAUAUUCAAUGCAACACUUUUAGAUGGAAUUCCAAUUUAAUAAACACGGACAGUGUGCAGUUCAAGAUCCUAAAAUACAAGGCGUCUAUGGUUACUUCAAAACUGCUCUUGAAGUUUAUAACAAAACAGAUCUUUUGAACACACUGAGACGCCAUAACAUCGUUCCAAGCAAUCGAACAUUGUAUAAUCUAACAUACUUCCAAAAGAUAAUGAAGAUAGAAUACGGUUUUCCAGCUCUGAUAAUAUGCAGGCAAGGCCGCGGGAAAGGUGCC